Molecule: messenger RNA, 762 nt
Organism: Lactuca saligna
Lineage: Eukaryota; Viridiplantae; Streptophyta; Magnoliopsida; Asterales; Asteraceae
Source: the annotation of a GenBank genome assembly
CACUGUUAACCAACCUCAAAUCAUGAUUCUUUAGUCCAUAGAAAACCCUAAAUUCCCAGUUUUUUUUAUUCAUGCGCAAUUUGAUCUUGCAGACAGUUUCAUCCCAAAAAAAAGUUGCUUUUUUGUACCCGUUUAACUUCGUCUUCUUGAAGUGAAAAGUCGGAAUCUUGAGCAUAUUCUCAGUUUAUUGUUGCAAAUUGGAAGUGGGGUUUUCUUGGAUUCAAAAUGAUGAUUCUUGGUGAAAAUAUGAAUACCCUUAAAGUCAUAGAUUCCUCGUUAAGGUUGUUUGUGGUUCCUCUAAGUCUUGGUUCUAUGUGGUUGACUUUGACCAAUCAUCAAAAUAACGAAAUGUAUGGCAAAAUAGAGUUCAGUAAUCUCAAGGGUCUCAAAUUCUUGGUCAGCAUUAGUACAAUUUCUGCUGCGUAUGCUGUGGUUGCUGUUGUUUCUUCAUGGGUCAAGAACUUGAUGAACAAAGCUUGGAUCUUUUUUGUUUGCGAUCAGGUGGUGGCAUAUUUGAUGGUGGCAAGUGGUGGUAGCUUUGGGGAGAUAGUGUAUUUGGCAUACAAUGGCAACCCAAAGGUGACAUGGAGUGAAGCAUGCUCUUCAUAUGGAAGAUUUUGUGGGAGAUUAAAUCUCAUUUUGGCUCUUCAUCUUAUUGCUUUGCUUUGUUUCUUUCUGCUUUCUUUGAUAUCGGCUUUUAGGGUUUUCACAAGAUUUGAACCUCCUCUUUCUUCCAAAGAAGUUGAAGGUGAAAGGAUAUAG